UCGUACUGCUCCCACCCUCGAUGCCUUCGCUUUCGGGACCUCCGCCUCCCGCCUCUUCCUUUUGAUGUUCUCGGCCAUGGCGGUGAAAAAAGCGGCGGAGUCCUUCUCCAAGGCGCUGGCCGACGAGGUGCAGCGCUGGGGAGGCAUGAAGCAGACCGGGGUGAGCCUCCGCUACAUGAUGGAGUUCGGCGCCCGCCCCACCCAGAAGAACCUCCUCCUCUCCGCGCAGUUCCUCCACAAGGAGCUCCCCACGCGGAUCGCCCGCCGGGCCAUUGAGUUGGAGGCCCUGCCCUUCGGCUUGUCCGACGAACCCGCCGUCUUGAAGGUCAGAGACUGGUAUCUGGAUUCUUUUCGUGAUCUUCGAUCAUUUCCAGAAAUCAAAGAUACAAGUGAUGAAUUAGCUUUCACUCAAAUGAUUAAGAUGAUCAAGGUGAGGCAUAACAACGUUGUACCGGCUAUGGCUUUAGGUGUACAGCAGCUGAAGAGAGACAUGAACCGCAAGGUCGUGCCGGAAGAACUCGAAGAGAUUCAUCAAUUUCUUGACCGUUUUUACUUGUCAAGAAUUGGGAUCCGUAUGCUUAUAGGGCAGCAUGUGGCUUUGCAUGAUCCUGAUCCAGAACCAGGAUGUAUUGGUCAAAUAAACACUGGACUUUCUCCAAUGCUAGUGGCCCAACUUGCUAGUGAGGAUGCCCGCAGUAUUUGUUAUCGGGAAUAUGGGAGCGCUCCUGAGGUUAACAUAUAUGGAGAUCCAAAUUUCACCUUCCCGUAUGUGCCAUCACAUUUGCAUCUCAUGGUCUUUGAGUUGGUAAAGAACUCUCUGCGUGCAGUUCAAGAACGUCACAUGAAUUCUGACAAGGAUGUCCCCCCUGUUAGAAUUAUUGUUGCUGAUGGGAUAGAGGAUGUCACAAUAAAGAUUUCAGACGAAGGGGGAGGAAUACCGAGAAGUGGCCUUCCAAAGAUUUUCACGUAUCUCUAUAGCACUGCAAAAGAUCCACCAGAUGAAAACUACAAAGGAGUCUCAAACGGUGUAACUAUGGCUGGUUAUGGUUUCGGGCUCCCAAUUAGUCGUCUAUAUGCUCGUUAUUUUGGUGGUGAUUUGCAAAUCAUCUCUAUGGAAGGAUAUGGCACCGAUGCAUACCUACAUUUGUCUCGACUGGGAGACUCACAAGAACCACUGCCAUAAGAUGAUUUCCUCAGACCAGCUGUGCCACGGCAGGAAGAACAGUUGUAGAUAAAUAUCCUCAUCCUUGCUUAAGAUUGGUUUUGAUUUCUAUUUUCCUCGCUUCGGAUGAUUGCCCACACGUAGAAGAGCUCUGGACAUACAUUUCAUGAUUGAUUCAGCACGGGGAAUCAGAAAAUUGUGGCUGGGUUCAUCUUUCAGGUUGUGCCUUUUGUGCCUGUUUGCAAAAUGACCCAUCACCGGAGAUGUUUUCCAGGUUUGCUACUUCCGAUCUCAUAGCACCCACCAUAAGAGAGGAUGCUGGAAGAAUUCAUCUUGAUGAGCGGCUUUGUCAGCUGCGCUUCCUAACGGCUGUGGUACGAUAACAUUGAUUUGAAUUUGAAUCACAAAAAAUACUCUCUCUAUUUUUA
Molecule: messenger RNA, 1590 nt
Organism: Musa acuminata subsp. malaccensis (wild Malaysian banana)
Lineage: Eukaryota; Viridiplantae; Streptophyta; Magnoliopsida; Zingiberales; Musaceae
Source: RefSeq, a predicted model, not a curated record